AUGAUCAAGGGCAAGAGCAAACCGACGCCCCAGGACCUCUACUGGGAACGCAAGCGACGCGAGGAGGACGAGAAAGACAUCAUGCUCCCGCCCGGACUCAUCAACCACGGCAACACAUGCUUCAUGAACUCGACUCUCCAGGGCCUCAUCGCUACGCCCGCACUGCGCGAUCUCGUGUACUUCCACGACCUCCCUGCAUUCAUGCAACCCGCCCAGGGCCCGUCCGUGUUGGCGCGGAGAUCGCCCCAGCUCACCAACGGCCACGGCCUCGGUGGCCCCAACGAGCUCGAACGGACGGAUGGCAUGCCGCUCGGCGACAUCUUUGUCACUGUUUUGCAGAAGGCGUGGACCAUCCAGGACGCGAGAAGGAAAGAGAGCAUGAGCCCGAAGGAGAUUCUGACGACGAUUGGACGUAAGUAUGACCAAUACCUCGACUUCCGGCAGCAGGACGCGCACGAGUUCCUACGGCACAUGCUAGACGCCAUGCGCAUGGAAGAGCUGGAUAUAAUCAAGAAACGUCAGCCUCCUCCACCGAAGACCAAAGGGAAGCGCAAGCAUCUCGAUAACGAUGUAUCGCCUUCAUCUUCCCCAUUGCCUGUCGCCGUUACAUCCUCCCCAUCCGAUGCCGCCGUAUCGCCAAGCCACGAGUAUUUACCACCCACGGAUGAAGACAAGCUGGUGUCGUUCGUCGACAUGCUCUUCGGCGGACAGCUCGCCAGCAUUCUCGUCUGCGAGAAGUGCAAGAAGAUCUCCAUCACGCAUGAAGACUUCAACGACCUCAGCCUGAGCAUCAAGCCCGAGGACUACGCGAAGGAUCGGCGGAAGCGCGACCGUUUCAAGAAGAUCGCCCGCAAGCUCCGUAUACGACCGCCGUCUUCUAACGCCGUCAACGACAACGGGCCGUUGAGCGCGUCGCGAACUCGAGGGUUCUUCCGUAGCGGCCCACGUGCGUCAUCUGUACCAGCGAGUCCGGUUCGACGCAGCACCGAUACGGCACCCCACGAAGAAGAGCCGCCGGAAAAUGUCGACCCACGACGGAGGAGCUUCGACCAUCCUGGCGACGAUGGGGAAGAGUUGGAUGUGCUGGGUGCGUUGGAAGGAAACGGGAUCACGCCAACACCAACACCCGGUGCAACGGAAGACGAAGCCGAUAGACCAGAGGAUGAUCGCGGAGAGGAGGCUGGUGUUCGGAGGUCAGAGGAUUGGAUGAAGGUAGAUGCAGAGCCAGUUGUCCCCGAGUCAAAGGGCAAAGGUUCGAAGGACGACCCGUGGGGGAAGCUCGCGCGGAGGAUCAGCGUAUCGAUGAAGCUCGCCGGACGCGACAAGGACUCCAGACCUCCCAGUCGCACAAGUGAUCGCGGACGAAAGACUGAGCCCAAGAACCGCGUUGAGCCUCGCUCCCCUCGUGGACCUUCACCCAGUACCCCCGACCUCGGCGAAGUAGUUGACAUCAGCCGAGCCAGCAUGGCUUCUCCCACCCCCAAUUCGCCACGCGUCCUCUCACCCCUUCGUCAGUCGACAUCGCGCCGAUCCUCGGCGACGCCAUUCAAGCAGAAUCAUUAUCGUAACGAGACUCUCACCAAGCCCCUGGUACCGCAGAAGAUCUCAGAGCAGGAACUCGCGUAUCUUCGUCGUAUACUCGCGGAUGUGCACCCAGUGACGGGCAACCCUUUAUCCCUCUUGCACCAAGUCAUCUCAGGCUCGAGCAUAGGCGCAUCUCCCGCCGCCGCAAACUCAGCCGCUGUCGCGACACAAGCUUUGUGGGCGAAGCUAGGGCAUCUGCCCGGAAUCGAGGAGUGCUUGCGGAUGUUCACCGCGGUCGAGGUCCUGGAUGGCGAAAACAUGGUUGGCUGUCAUCGGUGUUGGAAGGUGGCGAAUGGGACGUACAAGCCUCGCGUGAGGGAAAACGGCGAGAUCAUCCCCGAGGACGACUCGGACACGGAGGGGGAAGACGAGGACGACAGCGACUCCUCUGGGUCACGGAGUGCGGCGAAGGGAUCAAAUGCGGGGCCUGUGAAGCCUCCCGGGUUGAACGGUGCGCCUAGCGGCUCCUCUUCAAGCACAGAUAGCGGUCGUGUGUCGCCCGCGUCCACCUCCCAAGUGUCUACCACUGUCACCGAUCCUUCCACGAGGCCUGAUGACGCUACAUCCGUCUCCUCUGCCCCUACCACCAUCACCACCGCCCCUUCUCCGACAUCUGUCAAGCAUCCCUAUCGCCAGGAUAGCGUUAUGUCUCCUCUUCACCCUGGCACGUUCGGCGGCCUCCCCAUCCCUCAGAUAUCCACCACCGAGGUUGACCAGCAGGCCGUCAACAACACGAAGACAUGGUCAUCAACGCGCGCCGUCAUUGGCCUCUCCCUCUCCAACGAGUCAUUGCUCACGCCUAAAGCCCGGCGACACAAGCGGAAGCACAAAAAGGACGGCCCCGACGAGAGCGGGGGCUCGAGCUCCGAGGAUGAGUACGACGACACCGCGAGCGACACCUCGGCCGCGACAUCCUUCUCUGAUAACUCGCCAUCUGCAUCGCCCUCCGCGUCCCCACGGUCGUCGGUGGAGAGGCUGCCCGGCCCAUUGGCUUCUCCGCGGCAAAGCGCGUCCCGGCGCGUGCAGGACAAGCAGGUGCCGCGGUCGAAACAGGUUGUACCGCGACGGAUGUACAAGCGUUACCUGAUCAGCACGCCGCCACCGGUGCUCGUCAUCCACCUCAAGCGCUUCCAGCAGACGGGCAGGAUGCACACGGUUUCGCUCGCCGGGAGCUUCAAGAAGCUGGACGAAUUUGUCGCGUUCCCGGAGUACCUCGACCUCGCGCCGUUCCUCGCGCCGCGGAGAGGGGACUGCGUGUCGGAGGCGAAGGAGAAAGAGCGGGAAAAGACGAAGUCGGAGGGUCAGGAAAAGUGCGUGUACCGACUGUACGCCGUCGUGGUGCACAUCGGCAACAUGCUGGGUGGCCACUACGUCGCGUACACGGCUCUGCCCAACUCUGUAUCUGCAUCAGCCUCGACUCCGACUCCGACACCUGCACCGACACCUGCACCGACACCCGUCUCCCCUCCCCUCCCUGCCCUCGGUACGCCACCCGAGGUGGAGAAGCCCCUUCCUCCUCCUCCUCCAAUGGAGACCCAUUCCAGUCAGACGUCUGACACCCAGGCCGUCCGGCGAUGGGCGUACAUCAGCGACACUACCGUCCGGCUCACUACCCUCGAAGAGGUCCUCAAGGCGAAAGCGUACAUCUGCAUGUAUGAGCGCAUAUAA
Messenger RNA from Epithele typhae, 3252 nucleotides. RefSeq names its product cysteine proteinase. Gene Ontology annotation, biological process: protein deubiquitination. The coding region runs from base 1 to 3252 and encodes 1083 amino acids. Gene Ontology annotation, molecular function: cysteine-type deubiquitinase activity. NCBI's taxonomy places the organism in Eukaryota, Fungi, Basidiomycota, Agaricomycetes, Polyporales, Epitheliaceae. The transcript has 5 exons. The record is from RefSeq and is a predicted model, not a curated record.